Messenger RNA from Plectropomus leopardus (leopard coralgrouper), 4545 nucleotides. RefSeq names its product proline rich 5a (renal) (gene prr5a). Gene Ontology annotation, biological process: TORC2 signaling. NCBI's taxonomy places the organism in Eukaryota, Metazoa, Chordata, Actinopteri, Perciformes, Serranidae. Gene Ontology annotation, cellular component: TORC2 complex. The record is from RefSeq and is a predicted model, not a curated record.
GCGAGCGGCGGCGCAUGCCUCAUGAAUGAGUCCCCCUCCACCGCACAGCAGGUCAGACCCCUCAUCCGCCUGCACCCCGAUGCCCGUGUGGGUGCGCAGACCGGCGGGGAACAGUAGAGGAGCCAGCCGCCGAUGAGCCCGGACAGUAAACACUUUGGCACGGUGCUACAUGACCGUUUCAUCCCACCAGGAAAAACACGACAGGAUAAGAUGCUCGAUGGACUCAGGCGGAGGCACGCCUCCCGGCCCUCCUCCAGACCCCUGUCACUCAACUUCAGCACCUUCUCUGCUCCUCCCCCGAGCCCAGACAUGGACAGCAGCAGUGAGCAUCCAAUCAGGAGGACUCUGCACCGGCUGAAGUUGAUGAGCUCCCCCAGCCUCAGCGAGCUGGGAAAGAGUGAGAAAAGUUCGCCAGAGGACAGGGGGGAGAAGCAGAAAAGGGCAGGAGCCAAUGCCACCUGGAACAGCAUCCACAACGCUGUCAUCGCUGUCUUCCAAAAGAAAGGUCUGGCAGAUAACGAACUCUACACCCUCAACGAAGGUGUUCGGCAUCUGUUGAAGACUGAGCUGGGGUUUUUCUUCACAGAAUACCUUCAGAACCAGUUGCUGACAAAAGGCAUGGUCAUCCUUCGGGACAAAAUACGGUUCUAUGAAGGUCAGAAGUUGCUGGACUCUCUGGCAGAGACCUGGGACUUCUUCUUCUGUGAUGUCCUCUCGAUGCUGCAGGCCAUCUUCCAUCCAGUUCAGGGUAAGGAGCCCUCUGUCCGACAGCUAGCUCUGCUUCACUUCAGGAACACCAUAGUCCUGAGUGUGAAGUUAGAGGACGCCCUGUCUCGCCCUCGGGCCCGUGUGCCCCCCUCUGUUACACAGAUGCUGCUUAUUCUACAGGGGGUCCAUGAGUCACGUGGUGUGAAUGAGGAGUACUUGAGGCUCGAGUCCUUGAUUCAGAAGGUGGUCUCACCUUACCUGGGCACGCACGGGCUUUACUCUGGAGACGGUACUGAGGCCCAUUGCUGUGUUCUAGAGAAGCGUUUACCGUGGGGCUGGUCCAAGUCUACAGACCAACCGUCUAAAAACCCUGUGGUACGAUCGAAAAGCUACAAUAUCCCUCUGCUGCUGACCCCGGUGGCUGAGUAUGACCCAGAUGCCAGCUCUGUUGGCAGCGGAGGAAUUCGGCGGCACUCGGCUUGUGAGAUUAUAACAUGCCUGGAGGAGCAAGGACUGGCCUACGCUGACUUGGCCUCAGGACCUGAACUGUCUGGCUCCUCCUCCAACAGGCUGUGUGUGGGCUCUCACUUCAAUGGUAUGGUACAAGCGGGAGCAAGCGCCAUGGCCCUGCCUCUGUCGUCUCCCUCUAUCCUUCCGCUCAUUUCCUCAGGAGCUCUGCACGGCACUGAGGCCACAACAACAGUGACUGAUCUCAGUAAGGGCGCAUCCUCCACGCCGCCCAGUGAAUCAUCCAGCCCUGAAACCAUAAUUGGACAAGUGCUAGAGUCUGCAGACUCGGACUCAGAUGGGAUAUUUAUUGAUUUCCCACCUCAUUCCUCAGAGGCGAUGGGCUACAGCCGCGAGAGCAGGCAGAGCACUGUGUAGCUGUGGUUGCCUGAAACGCCCUGCCCUCAUCAUUCCAGUGUGUGUACGGUAAUAAUCUGUGAGACAGAUUUAAGAUAUUUUACAACUACAUUUCAUUACAUUGGUACCAUCUUCCUUUCUUACCAGUCCAUUCCAAGUGCUUUCACUGGUGAUUGAAAACCUCGCAACUCUUACUUAUCAACUUUUCAGAAACUACGAGAAAAAAAACCACACAAAUCCAAGUGAAAUGAUUUAAAAGGACUGGAAUGUUUUACAAGGUUUUCAACUUAAGGACGCCAUAGUUGUGAUUUACAUCCUGAGAUUUCAACUGUUUUCAUAAACCCAAAUAAAUCAGAUUAUGUUCUUAAAGCUCUAGUGUGUAGGAUUUUGGGCCAUCUAUUGGCAGAAAUUGAACAUAAUAUUCAAAACUAUGUUUUCAUUAGUUUAUUAUAACUAGAAAAUAAUAAUAGUUGUGUUUUCGCUACCUUAGAGAGAGAGCUUUUGAAAUCUUCAUACGGUGCAAGUCCUGCUCCUACCGCCAUGUUGUUCUACAGUAGCCCUGAAUGGACAAACUAAACACCGGCUCUGGAUCACAGUCGAUGCUCGAGAUCAGUGGUUCCCAAUUUAUCCAGAUUUCUCCUUAGUGAUUAGUUCAAGGUCCACACAUCAGAUAAAUUACCUCAUUGCCUAUUCAAUUUGAUUUCACAAAAUGUAAACAACACAUUGGCUUAGAGCACAAAUAAACAGCACAUAUCACAAGAAUAAUGCAGUAGAAGGUAACCAUAAAUGGCACUUCAAAAUAAAAGCUCUAUGCCAGAAAUGUACCGUACUUCAAAAUAAAGUGUGUUUUUUACACACUUGACACGCUCACAGGACACUGGCGGUCCAUUCAGAGUGGACUCUGCUAGCCACCAGUUGGGAAACACCGCUCUAGAUGGGGCCGUUUGCGUUUUUGCGUUGGCCACCGUAGUUCUACGCGCUUGGAGGUCGUGCGUGAUUAGUUGACUAGUCGAUUAAAUGUUGCUACCAUCGCUAGUCGGCACCAGAAAUACUUAUGGAUUAAACUUAUAAUGGAGAAUAUUAUUUUAUUGAUGUAUACAUCUAAAGUACAUAUUGACAUUGCACUGAAAUGUCUUAUCUUACUGGUUAAAUGUUGCUUCAUAAAAAAUCAGGAUCUCUUAGCUACGAAUGUUAACAACGCAGAAUAACAAAAAAAAGAAAAAAUGGAAAAAAAAAACAAAAAAAAAAAUAACCACACAUUAGAUUGCACCGUCCCAUAAGUACCGAUGUGGAAAGAGGGACAAAAAUGUAUUGUAAAACUACAGCGGUUUAUCAGUAUUUUGAUUUAACUGAGUGAGUCAUGUUUUGUAGAAUAAAGUGCAGUGCUCAUAAUGCACAGUGCAAAGUGCCACACAUUUCAGCAGCAAUUACAAUAAGAUUUUGCAAAUUAAAAAAAUGUGAUAAAUGAUUUCAAAUGGCUCUCAUAAUACACACAAUAAUUUUAAAAAUAAUUCAUAAAUAUAUAGAUUAUGCUCAGUGUAAUCUAUAAAUAUAAAUGAAUGUUUUCUUAUUUUAAUGUCAGGGAAAUUAGUCAUCAGGAACCUCCCCACUCACCGCUAGAUGCCAGUAAAUCCUACACCUUUGAGGGAUAAAUCAAUCAUAAAUAAAAGUGAUAUUCUAUUUUUUUCUUAGUGACAACAAAUCCCACGAAAAGACCAAAAUCCAUCAUGAAUUGAUCCCUCAAAUAUUGUCUUUUUUUCAAUCUAUUUAUUUAUUUUUCUCCCAAAACUACUAGAAACACAGUUCAGUGAGCCAAACAGUUUCACUGACAGGUUUAUUUAUUAUUAUUUGGAUGAAAACAAACACUGUAGUUCAUUUUGACUCAAUCCAACAUUCACAUCACUGGUACUUUAAAUACAAAUGUGUCUUAAUCUGUGGCUGAAAGUAGUCCCCCAAAAAAUGCACUAACUUUUGCUAAAGUAACUUUAGGAGAAUAAUUCAGCUUUCUUUAAAUUGAAACUUUUUAUUUUUGACCCAUUUUUAAAUAUCUUUGUCUUUAGUGGAAAUGAAUGGGUGUGGGGCCGACUGUCACAGACACGCUAGGAAAGUUGAUGUACUGAGAGAUGGACAUUAUCUAACCACUAACACAUUAGUGGUUUUGGCUUUUUCACGAGAAUUGUUGACAAUAUCAAAACUUUACAAUACACUCAAUAUCAUUUAACCCAUAGAGCAGCAUGCAAUCCCUUAAAUGAAUUUGAAAAUACCAAAUUUGGAGUUAUGAGGUUUUUAAACAGCAUCAGUUUCUUACCUCUGCUGAGGAGGUGGCUGUUACAGCCACCAGUUACAUGGAAAAAUGAAAAAACUUUGCUUAUUUAUCAUUGAUUUGUUUUGUAUAUGUGUACAUUUUGAACCUCACAACAGUUUUAUAUUUUCUGUUUACACUCUGUCUUCUGCCUCUUGGCAGUAACACAGUAAUGAGGUCUUCUGCUCUCUCUUUUGUACGGCAUCUUACGAAAAUGUGGACUGUUGAAUUGUUUUAUUGUCAGCUGCGGUCAUAGAGGUCUAAUGCAAACUUUUCUUAGAGCAAACAUCAGUGUGACAGCUUUUCUGUAUUCGCUCUGUACAGCAGGAGUUUGAGGACUGAUGAUGUUUAUUGUUUACAUUUGAUAAAGACAUAAACAUUUUGACUGAAUGUCGUCUCACACACUGUAUUUUGCACCACCACUACCCUGUAAAUAAAAAUGCAUUGUUGGUUUUUAGGACAGCUAGAUCGUGUAAAGUGAGCUUUUACCUUUAAAUGAAUUUCAGAUUUUAAUAAGGGCUUUUCAACAGAAUCUUUUUCAAACGAUGUUUUACCUCAAGCGUUUUGUACUUUACUUUUUUGACAAUCUAUGAUGUCUACGGAGUUGUACUUUGUAUUAAUUUGUUAUACUAGCCCAGUAAAAUUAAAUAAAUUUUAAUAGUAUUGAAAAA